AAGUCAAAAAUAAAUAAAUAUUUGGCGGGAACGUGUUGUAUGAACCACCAUUUUCCCUGUCUUCUUCUCCGACCCAACAACAAAAGAUGGAGUCGAACUCAGAUUCAGAUUCCGACGGAUCUCACGUCUCUACAACUCCUCCAAGACAGCCAAAUCCACCGCCAUUACCAUUACCACCAAAACCACACCUUCCAAUUUCCAACAAAAAAUCAAAACCAAAAUCCAAAACCAAAACCAAACCCUCAAAAUCCAAUAAAAACCCUCCCAAACCCCCCGAAACUAUCCCCCAACAAGACCCUUUCCCUUUCCCACUCCCUUCCUUCCCUUUCCAUAUCCGACGACCGUCCGACGCCGCUUCAUCUUCAUCUUCCCACUCAAUCGAAACCCUCCCCGCUGGAUUCUUCUCCAAAUCAAUUUCCUUCUCCAAAAUUCGAAAACCCUUACUCAAUCUAGAAUCUUCCGACAACGAACCUGUUCUUAAUCCCCCCAUAACCGCUAAAUUCGCGAAGAAACACCCUAACUUGAUAGGUUCCAGUGUUCCAAUUCCGACGGUGAAGGUACUGAGAGGCACCGGAGAAGGUAAUUUUGUGAAGUUGAAUCUUAAUGGUAAGAGGAAAAAGUUUUUGAACAAAGGGUGGAAUAAAAAUGGAAAAUUUGGCAGUGGUAAAAGGUUUAGAAGAAAUAGUAAUAAUUAUAGUAGUAGAAGUAAACGCACGAAAUUGGAAGAUGAAGGGAAUGAUAAUGAGGAAGAUGAUUUAGCUUCAGAGAAUGCAAAGCAACAAGAGAAGCAAAAGGGUUGUGAAAAUGACUGCAAAGUGUUGGAGGAGGCUGUGUUGGCAGCAAGAGAUGAAGCUUCUGAUGAGAAUUUGGUGAAGUUGUUGAAAUUGAUUCAUGGUUAUGAUUCUUUUCGAGAGGGGCAACUCGAGGCUAUUAAGAUGGUUCUUGCUGGCAAAUCGACUAUGCUUAUUUUGCCGACUGGUGCUGGGAAGUCGUUGUGUUAUCAGUUGAGUGCAUUGAUUUUGCCUGGGAUUACACUUGUUGUUAGUCCAUUGAUAGCUUUGAUGAUUGAUCAGCUUAGGCAAUUGCCUCCUCUUAUUAGUGGUGCUCUCCUUAGCAGUGCUCAGACGUUUGACGAAUCAUCUGAAACGCUCAACCAGCUUCGACAAGGCACAAUAAAGGUGCUUUUUGUUUCACCGGAGCGGUUCUUGAAUGAAGAGUUUCUAUCUGUUAUCUCUGCUGUGUCAGCCGUCUCACUCGUUGUUAUUGACGAGGCGCAUUGUAUAUCUGAAUGGUCUCACAAUUUCCGACCUUCAUUCAUGAGACUUAGAGCAUCACUACUUCAUAACAGUCUUAAUGUAGGUUCCGUUCUUGCAAUGACAGCUACUGCUACAGCCAUGACUUUAGAUGCCAUCAUGUCUGCUUUAGAAAUUCCUCGCACAAAUCUUAUUCAGAAUGCACACUUAAGGGACAAUUUGCGUUUGUCGGUGUCUUUAGUAAAAAAUAGAAUGAAAGACCUACUGGUUCUGAUAAAGUCUUCUCCUUUUGCGGAAGUUAAAAGCAUCAUAGUAUACUGCAAAUUUCAGUCCGAAACUGAUCUAAUUAGCAGAUACUUGAAUGAUCACAGUAUCUUAGCAAAGAGUUAUCAUAGUGGUAUUUCUGCAAAGGAACGUGGUAACGUACAAGAGUUGUUUGGUUCAAACAAGAUCAGAGUGGUUGUUGCAACUGUGGCAUUUGGCAUGGGACUAGAUAAAAGUGAUGUUGGAGCAGUAAUUCAUUACAGUUUACCCGAAAGUCUGGAAGAGUAUGUACAGGAGAUAGGACGUGCUGGAAGGGAUGGGAGAUUGUCCUAUUGCCACCUAUUUUAUGAUGAUGAGAUGUAUUUCAAACUUCGUAGUCUAAUGUACAGUGAAGGAGUAGAUGAAUAUGCAGUGAAUAAAUUUCUGUCUGAAGUGUUUCCUACUGACAAAAACUCCUGUGGGAAAAUCUGUUCGUUCGUCAAAGAAUCUGCUUCACGCAGGUUUGAUAUGAAAGAAGAGGUGAUGCUCACAGUUUUGACACGCUUGGAGCUGGGCGAUGUGCAGUACAUACAUUUACUUCCACAGACAAAUGCUACUUGUGUUCUGAAUUUUCAUAAGACUCCAGCUGUGUCCCUUGCCCAAAAGAUUUCUGCUAUUGCUGUAAUUCUGAAAAGAUCUGAAAAUAAGCAUGGUCAACAUAUUUUUGAUAUUCCAACUGUGGCAAAUGACAUGGGAAUCACACCAGUUGAAUUAACAAAUCAGUUGUAUGAACUAAAGUUGAAGGGAGAAAUAACUUAUGAAAUGAAGGACAUGGCCUACUGUUAUAGGAUUCUUGAAGUCCCAGCAGACUUUUUUUCUCUAUCGGCAGAUAUUACCCAAUGGUUAUCUGAAGUUGAAAGUUGUAAGGUACGAAAAAUGGAUGCAAUGUUUAACGCUGCAUAUUUUGCAGUAAAUUUAUGUGAUAAGAUGAACGGUUGCAGUAGUGCGGAUCACACACCAUGCCUACAAAGAAUGAUAUUGGAUUACUUUGCUGGAGUUGAUAAUACUGAUUUCUGCACGAAAAUUGGUCACAGCAGUCCUUUCCUGCGAGCAGAUAUAAAGGUCUUUCUACAGAGCAAUACACAUGCUCGAUUUACACCACGGGCUGUUGCGAGGGUAAUGCACGGAAUUGCAAGCCCAGCCUACCCUUAUGCAACAUGGGGUAAAACCCAUUUCUGGGGAAGGUAUACCAAGAUAAACUUUAAGGUGGUAAUGGAAGCAGCAAAGGAAGAACUUAAAAAUUUUAUUGGAAAAGAUAUGCUCUAAUGAUUUAUGGUUGAUUUUACCAUCAACCAAAUUUGCACCGAGGCCCUUACUGGUGAAGAUGUUUGUGCAUUGAGUUGGGGAAGGAGGGUGCUCAAUUUUCAUGACCUGUGCAGUUGUUUCGCGCCAUGUUAUCAUUGUAAAAAUUGUGGCGCCAGCACACGUCUGUCACCUUAGGCUGAGACAGAAGCGAAAGGAAAUUGAAUCUCUGCCUCACUAUCUGUGCAACCUAGAUGGAAGGAAUCAAGGAUUUACAAUGUUUAUUUCUGAUUUUUUGUUGUUAUCUCCUUGUCCUAGAGAGUAAUCCCUCAGGUCAAAAGGAAAAAAGUUGAUGAACUCAACUUUAAGGUUUUCCUCUUAUUUUUCUCCUAUGUAGAGUAAUGAAUGAUGCUAUUUAUUAACAGACUCACAUGUAUAGUGCAUUAGUAUUUUUAUCAUGGGUAAAAUAUAUGUUUUACUUGUGUUGAAAGUGUUUGAUUCUAAAGUUGAAAAAAAUUAGUACU
Messenger RNA from Cicer arietinum (chickpea), 3322 nucleotides. Its product is annotated as ATP-dependent DNA helicase Q-like 5. Lineage: Eukaryota; Viridiplantae; Streptophyta; Magnoliopsida; Fabales; Fabaceae. Gene Ontology annotation, molecular function: 3'-5' DNA helicase activity; ATP binding; four-way junction helicase activity. Gene Ontology annotation, cellular component: cytoplasm; chromosome; nucleus. Gene Ontology annotation, biological process: double-strand break repair via homologous recombination. The record is from RefSeq and is a predicted model, not a curated record.